This is a messenger RNA of Anopheles stephensi (Asian malaria mosquito), 787 nucleotides long. RefSeq names its product syntenin-2-like. The transcript is spliced from 4 exons. Gene Ontology annotation, molecular function: protein binding. NCBI's taxonomy places the organism in Eukaryota, Metazoa, Arthropoda, Insecta, Diptera, Culicidae. The record is from RefSeq and is a predicted model, not a curated record. The coding region runs from base 56 to 739 and encodes 227 amino acids. Gene Ontology annotation, cellular component: cytoplasm; plasma membrane.
UUGGAACUGAGAUCAGUCUGACGAAAGCCAUUCGAAGGCAAGGUCGAUCGGCCCGAUGUCGUCGAUCAGUUGGGAACAACAGGAUUUGUUUGUUUCUUCAAACAGAUCCACCACCGACGUUGAUGCUGCCCACCAGGAGUAUCCCGUACGAAUUGCACGAUUCCCUGCAGCCGAUGGAAUAAGAGAUCUACUUAUACGCAAAGGCGAAGGAGGCAAGAUCGGUGUUACAGGCAGACGCUUGCAACAGGAAGGAAAGCUACUGAUCUGUGCCGUGGCGCGCAGAAGUCCCGCAUACAUGGCAGGUCUUCGAUACGGGGAUGAAAUACUGUCCCUUGAAAAUGAGCCUGUUUCCGGUGUGCAGCUAGAGCGUGUACGUGAGUUGGUUCGGAACAAUCAACGCAACAGUAUCAAAUUACGCUCAAAAGAUAAACCAGGUGAACGGUACGUGACAAUUGCAAGAGACGUGCAGAAAGGUUUCGGAUUCCGGUUCGUGAAUGGAGAAAUUACAUUCGUCCGGCCGAACAUGGUGGCCGAGCGACGGGGUCUAGAGAGAAGGUUGCAAAUCAUAGAAGUAAACGAAGAGGUUGUCGUUGGCAUGCAAGAUGAAGACAUUGAAGCCAUCAUAUAUGCGAACGGGGAUGUAGUGACGCUCUGCGUUGUACCGGUGAAGGUGUAUCGACAACUGUUUACCAGGUUAUCACCCACUAAAAACGAUGAGCUCUCCUUGGUUGAAUUCUAAUUUAGGGAGGUGAAAGAUUAUUAAAUAAAAAACGCACAAUUACCUUUA